CUCGUGGCUCUGGCCGGGGCAGCAGUGCCAGCAGGUUGAGGGAAGCCAUAAUUCCUGACGUGACUCUACACUGCCUGCCAGAGCCUCUGCUCUGUUGCCUGGGGACCCAGGCCCACACCCUCUGUGAGGCGGUGACCGUGAUGUCACAGUGGGUGUCAUGGAGCGGCCAUUGUGACGCGUGAGGCUUGGAGCAGAGCAAAGGCUGCGGGGCUCAGCCCGAGCGUCAGUGCGGCCUGGCGAGGCGCGGAGAGAGCAGGGACUCUUGCAGUGCUCGCUGUUAACGCACAUGAUGUCCAGUAGGAAGCGGAAGGCCUCCAGCUCGGAGGAGCCAGUGUGUGCGCUGUGUGGCCGGGCAGAUGUCGAUCCGAACGUCUGCGGACACACAUUUUUUGCGAGUGGGAUUCACGUCCAUGAGUUCUGCUUGAUGUUUGCCAACACCAUUUCCGAAGCACGACCAGCAUGGGUGGGACCUGAGGGCCUCCCCGUUGCUGUCGUCAGACGCGCAGUCAGGCAGGCAAACCAGAAGCAAUGCUUUGUCUGUGGCGAGAGGGGGGCUGCCAUCACGUGUGCAGAGAGUGGCUGUGAACGCAGCUUCCAUCUGCCCUGCGCCAUGGAUGGGGAAUGCGUCACCCAUUUCUUUGGGCCACGCAGCUCCUACUGCUGGGAGCACCGCCCUUCACAGGAAAGUCGGGAAGCUCCAGCUGAAGGCACCAACUGCCUCAUCUGCCUUGAGCCCGUGGGGGACAGCUUGUCCUACCACACCAUGGUGUGCCCAGCGUGUGCACACUGCUGGUUCCACCGGGGCUGCAUCCAGCAACAGGCCUUGAAUGCUGGCGCUUGGUGCUUCCGGUGCCCCAGUUGUCAGGACAUCCUCAUGUUCUUAGCAGAGAUGUUCCUCAUGGGGAUCCAUAUCCCACUCAGAAGACCACUAUGGGAGGAAAGUGAUGCGUAUGAAUCACUUCUAGAGAGGCACAGCCGCUGCAAUGCCUGCGAGUGCCUUUACCGUGGUGGCAGAGAGCAGGCAGAGAGAGAGGGGUGA
Molecule: messenger RNA, 1039 nt
Organism: Gallus gallus (chicken)
Lineage: Eukaryota; Metazoa; Chordata; Aves; Galliformes; Phasianidae
Product: PHD finger protein 7-like
Exons: 7
Coding region: 287-1039 (250 amino acids)
Cellular component (GO): nucleus
Source: RefSeq, a predicted model, not a curated record